UGAAAGUUAUUGGUUGCUGUGAAUUUUUUUUUGGUUAAACAUAGAAAGGUAUUGGUUGAUGUGUAUAUUGUUUGCUUAUUGUCGGAUGGGUUGGUUUAAAAUUUUGCAUUCUGCCUUCCCUUUGUUCUGUGGUCCCCCUUGUUGUAAUGCAUGUCACGCAGCCGGUCCCAUCGUCAACGAUGGAGAAGUUUGCUGGCGAAGAUGAUGCGAAUGGCUGUGUACUGUCGGUGGGAAGUUCGCCGGCGAAGUCUACCUCUACGUGUACGAAAUGCCUAUGCGGAAUAGAAUCACCAGUGAUGACUUCUCGCACGCAGAAAAAUCUUGGUAGAAGGUUUAUUGGAUGCGGUAAAUAUAAGAGCGAAAGUGAUCGGGGUUGUGAUUAUUUUAUGUGGGUUGACGAAGAAGCUAUGCUCCCUGUGUCACAGUUUGAUGCCCAAAUAGCUGAUCAGAAGAAAGGUUUUGAAACUGAAGUGGCAAAGUUGACGUUGCAAAUUGCUGCUGAAAAGUACAAAAAUAAUAGCAUUGAAAAAAACUUAAGGAUGUCAUUGGCCACUUGUUUGAUCUUAGCUUUUUUGUUGUUGUCUUGUUUUGUUAAUGAUAGGGAGAAACGUCAUUGCACUGUUAGUAGGGCAAUGUUGCCGUGAGAGGGAGAAACCUAUGUACGUUAAGGACUAUUAUUUAGUAUGUUGUAUUAAAGUGUGAAACCUAU
Messenger RNA from Corylus avellana, 709 nucleotides. The record is from RefSeq and is a predicted model, not a curated record. NCBI's taxonomy places the organism in Eukaryota, Viridiplantae, Streptophyta, Magnoliopsida, Fagales, Betulaceae.